Cercospora beticola is the source of this 2540-nucleotide messenger RNA. It is a transcript of the gene MAG2, whose product is annotated as RING-type E3 ubiquitin transferase MAG2. The record is from RefSeq and is a predicted model, not a curated record. Gene Ontology annotation, biological process: positive regulation of transcription by RNA polymerase II. Lineage: Eukaryota; Fungi; Ascomycota; Dothideomycetes; Mycosphaerellales; Mycosphaerellaceae. Gene Ontology annotation, molecular function: transcription cis-regulatory region binding.
CCUUGUCCAUUCAGUCCUCCCUCUGGGUUGGCUCCAGCGACACCACCGCCACCGCUACCACUGCUAUCGCCUAUCUGAUUCCCGCCCCUCGCUAGGCAUCCGACAACGAGCUGCACCCCGCCCGCAGCCGACUACGAAACUCCCUUGUUCCUGCUCCGUCCGACGCCUUCAGUGGCAGUCGGAGACUAUGUCGAAUCCGCCCUCGAUCAAAGCAGGACAGUCCAGCAGCAAAAGCCAAUCGCUUGCUACCCAAAACCAGAUCAGUCCCGCGCUUUCGUCAACACAGCAAUUCUUCCAGGACUCUCCGGCCGGAAGAAAGGGUGGCGCGUUUGCUUCGCGAUCGUCCCCAGCCGCUCCUCGAAACCAGCAAUCUGCAAAGCCCAAGCACGGAAAGAGCAAGAAGUUUCGGUCGUUGGAUGAGGAUGCAGAUGCUGAGGAGUUCAGCAUGCAGAAUCCACACGGCCGACGCGGCCAACAGAGCAUCACGCACUUGAUGCAGUUCGCUUUGCCACCGCGACCAAACACGCACGAUCGAUAUCACAGACAUAGUUACAACGGCCCGCGGCGUAACAAUCGCCACAAUGCGACGUGGGGCUUAGGAAGUGGUUAUCAUGCAGUAGAUAAGGCGAGAUACAUACAUGCCAACUACCGCUUCAUUGUCGAUCCGAGAGGCGAUUACCACGCUCAAGCCGAGGACGCUGACGUGCACCUGGACUGGAAUAAUGUCUUGCAGGUCAUUGCUUCAAGUAAGACACAGAACGCGUCUUGCCCGAUCUGCCUCGGCGAGCCUACUGCACCUCGAAUGGCGAAGUGUGGGCACAUAUUCUGCAUGCCGUGUUUGAUCCGGUACAUGCAUUCUGAAGAUGCCUCAAAUCCUCCUCCGGAAAAGAAGGCGAAGUGGAAGAAGUGUCCAAUCUGCUACGACAGCAUCUAUAUCUCCGAGACCCGGCCUGUGAGGUGGUUUGAUGGGCAAGAGAACGACCCUCCGCGUGAAGGAGGAGACAUGGUACUGCGGCUGGUGAAGAGAAGACCUGGUCAGACUUUGGCAAUGCCUCGCGAAAGCGGCGAAGUUAUCGCAAAGGGAGACGAUAUUCCUUGGUACUUCGCGACCGAAGUAAUGGACUACGCGAGAGUGAUGAAGGGUAGUGAAGAUUACAUGCUGCAGCAAUUCGAUGAAGCCAUUGCCGCAGUACAGCAGCUGGAAAAAGAGGAUGAACUGAUGUUCGGAGAGGAUACGCAAUGGACGGGCAGAGCUGUACGGGCUCUCCGGGAGGCAAAGGAGAAGGUGCGAGGAAUCGGGAACCCUCCUGCUCAGCCACGGAAACCAGAUCCGGCUGAGGAGGCAGCGCCAAGUCGCCCACCGAUCCAGUUCAAUGCGAGCGAUGACGGAGUGCCAGAUAUGUAUCUGCAGAAACACGCCGAAGCACAACCUCCGAUUCCAGCAGAAGGUGCCAGCUCAAGCCUCGAGCAGGUGCUCGAAGACAGGCCCUACGUACCCCGAACUCUUACUGAGAUGCGCCAGCGGCAAACGGAGAAACCACAACCGAACGAGUACCUCUUCUACCAUGGUCUGCAGCACUUCUACCUCUCGCCUCUCGACAUCAGGAUCUUGAAGACAGCCUUUGGGUCCUAUCACUCGUUCCCAUCAAGCAUACUCCCACGAGUUGAGCGCGUUUCUAGUGGACAUGUGGUCGAUGAUGACUUGCGGAAACGCGUCAAAUAUCUCGGACACUUGCCAUAUGGCUGCGAGGUCGGCUUCCUGGAAUGCGACUGGCGAGAUGUCGUCAGUGCUUCCGUGCUUGAGGAGUUCCGUCCGAUGCUUGAGAGGCGCAGAAAGCGAAAUGAUGAAAAGGAGACCCGAGAAGAGAAAGAACGCAUUCGGAUCGAGAAGGCGCAGGAGCGUGAGCUCGCGCACAUUCGACAGCAAAGACGAUCAAGCAUCACGAGAAAUGACGAAUUCUUUGCGCCUGCUUUGCCGCCAAAUCUAUCGGGCGAGAUCGAUAUCCCUACCGGCUCAAGUCCCAGAGCGGAUCGUCCAGGCUUUGGUAGCUUAGCCUCGCCUGGCACUUCUCCUAGUAUGCCUCGGACGGUGUGGGGCACUGCGGCGUUGCCUGCAUCGGGUGAUGCAGCGAAUCUGCCCACAGACAAUCAGUUCUCGCAACAGGAAGACGGCUGGUUGCAAGGUUGGGAGAGAGACUUGCUCGACCAUGAUGCUCAGCAAGCACUUGCCGCGAGCAUGGAUGGACUCAACGUGCAAGUCAAACCUGCUGGUGGCAAGAAGGGAAAGAAGAAGAACAAGAUCACUCUGAUGAGUACUGGUGGUGCUCGUCGUGGAGCAUGAGCUCAGUAAUGUUCUGAGCUGAUGGGCAACAUUCAUUUUGUAGCGGAAGCCAGCGCCGACGCUCGUAUGCUCCAAACCUUUCGGCAGGACAGGGCCGAAGUUAUGUAUAUGCGUAGGUUCAAAUCUGCUUAGACGCUGCAUAGGCUUUGCAAUCAGAUUAGGUAGCUCCAUAUCGACCAUGUUCUUGUUCAUAGCCGAC